AUGCUUAUGUGGUUGCUCAUGGUUGUCAUUGCUCAGCUCUCAUCGGCAUCAAUCAGAUCACGUCGCCAGGCAGCGCUGGCCGUCAACCAGCAGGAAAUACCUAUCACUCUGAGGUACUUCGAAGGCCGCAUUGCUUAUAUAUUUGUGAUUUUCGUGGUGCAUAUUCGUUGUCCAAACCAGCGUGUAUCUGGCCAGGAACAACCAUUCGAUGUUUUCAGAUCUAUAAUCAGUUGUCUGGUUCCUGGAAUCCGGGAAUAUCUCUGCCUUGGACCACGUAUCGAAAUCUUGAAGAAGGAACAGAUUGGUCUAACCGAGAGAAAAGGUGCCGCAUAUGGUUAUGUCGACGGGGUAGAUGUUAGGCUCCUCAAACCGUUGACUUUGCCGAUGAUUAACGACAAAACGGAAGUCGGGGAUCACUGGGGAGCCGUCGUGGACGUAACCGAUCGCGACGGCGUGGUCGAGUUUGGCGAACGACUGAAGGUGUUUAAAGCACUCCAACUAAACAAUGGUGGAAUCACCGAAUGGGAUCGUCAUGGUGCCGGAGUUGAUAUUGGCUCAAGGGCUUCUGCUGCUGAUGAUCUAGUAAAGCUAAGAUGGACUCUGUUCGGCAUAAAUGUAGGACCGACUUCUUCUAGGACAAUAGUCGGUCCUAGUCCAACAACAUUAGGUCGUUCGAAAGGUUCAGCACUUAAAGCUCACACACCACUCUCCUCGUUUUAUCGUAACUACUACAAUAACCACGGCGACUGGUAUCGCAAUCAGUUCUAUCGACAAGGAGACGAGCACAAAACAUUCGUCCAGCGGACAUGUCCGUGGUGUUAUGCAGUUGACAGUAAAUAUCCAGUGCAACAAUUAUUUCCUUCGAAGAAAACUGCAAACUAA
Molecule: messenger RNA, 882 nt
Organism: Angiostrongylus costaricensis
Lineage: Eukaryota; Metazoa; Nematoda; Chromadorea; Rhabditida; Metastrongylidae
Source: the annotation of a GenBank genome assembly